Molecule: messenger RNA, 5528 nt
Organism: Anopheles maculipalpis
Lineage: Eukaryota; Metazoa; Arthropoda; Insecta; Diptera; Culicidae
Product: neurogenic protein mastermind-like
Exons: 6
Coding region: 111-5528 (1805 amino acids)
Biological process (GO): Notch signaling pathway; microtubule-based movement; positive regulation of transcription by RNA polymerase II
Cellular component (GO): nuclear speck
Molecular function (GO): transcription coactivator activity; microtubule motor activity
Source: RefSeq, a predicted model, not a curated record
GCGGGGGGCGACUCGCUAUUCUCUUUCGGGGACUAUCACCUUAGUAUUUGUGGGUGCACGCACGCAUAUCGGCGCGGCGUGACCACAAAGCCACCGGCACCAACGUCUGUAUGGAUGCGGGAGGACUCCCAGUAUUUCCGGGUGCUAAUCAGGCCAAUCACCUGAACAGUCUUCACCUGCAGCAGCAGCAACAGCAGCAGCAGCAAGCGCAACACCACCAACUGACGCUGCAGCAGCAGCAGCAGAUGCAACUGCUGAGCAACCACAACCUUCACCAACAGCAGCAACAACAUCCGCAGCAGCUUCUGCAGCAGCAUCAACUUCAGCAGCAACAUCAGCAGCAACCGUUGCAACAGCUUGCCCAGGGCGGUGAGGUUCCCCAGAAACGGCAGGCGGUAUUCGACAGGCUGAAGCGACGUAUCGAAACCUACCGGCGGCGGCAAACCGACUGCACGCCUCGGUUCGAGCAGACCUACAGUGGGAUCUGUGAGCAACAGAGCCUCGAAACGACCGCUCUGCAGAAGAAGUAUCUCGAGCAAAAAAAUAAACGAUCGCUGAAGAAGACGGAAAAGAAGCAGGCUGAGCAGCAGCAGCAGCAACAGACCCUUUCCGGCAAUCUGCAAAGCAGUGUGCAUGUGCAACAAAAAUUCCUUAAGCGGCCUGCUGACGACAUCGAUUCCGCCUCCGAUUCCUAUGAGCCGCCGGUGAAGCUACAACAUAACGGAUCAGAGAAUCUUACCAAAUUCUCGGUCGAGAUCGUUCAACAGCUGGAGUUCACGACAUCCGCCGCCAACUCACAACCUCAGCAGAUUAGUACAAACGUGACGGUUAAGGCACUGACCAAUGCGUCCGUCAAAAGCGAAGGAUCCUCGGCGAAUGGUGGUCCAGGCGGUGGACUUGGUGGAACCGGAGGUGGUAAUGGAAUGUCUGGCCAGCAGCAGCAGCAACAACAACAAGCCACCAACAAUCCCACACCGUCCCCGCACAUGCACGAUCUUGGCAAUAUCGUCGAUUUCAAGCAGGAGCCGGAGAACGAGUUUGCGGACCUUUCGGCAGCGUUGGAAAAGGACGCGGCGGCCAAUGGACACUUUCCGGGCCUGUCGGACUUCAUUGGGGACGAUACGAACGAUGAAAACGACACCUUCAAGGAUCUCAUAUCGGAUCUCUCGGACUUUCAGUCCGAUUUUCUCGACUUCGAGGAAAAACCCCAACCACCGAUGCAGCCACAAGGACAGCAACAGCAGCCAUCAUCACACCAGCAACAGUCACAGAUGCAGCCACAGCAGCAACAACACCACCAACACCAACAACACCAGCAGCUUAUGCAGUCGCAACAGCAUAUGCAGCAGCAACACCAUCAACAGCAACCAUCCCAUCAUCAGCUGCAACAUCAGCAAAUGCAUCAUCAGCACACUCAGCAGCAGCAACAGCAAUCUCAACAACAUCAAGCCCAUCCGGCUGCGGGUGGGCAACAAAUGUUGUCAGCCCUUCAACAGCAGCAGCAACACCUUCGGACGCAUCCCCAACACCUGCAACAGCAUCUCCAACAACAGCUACAGCACCAUCAGCAGAUCGAGGUAAAGCAAGAGAAUUGCAUCAAACAGGAACAUCCCAGCCCGGGGCUGCUGGACAAUAUGGGUAUCAAGCGGGGCGGACCAUUAACUGCGCAGCAACAGCAGCAGCAACAGCAACAGCAACAGUAUUCGAAUGCAUUUGGGGACGGCAUAAGUGGGCCCGGCAAUGGUGCGGGCACUGGACCAAUGGCAAAGCAGCGGCCCGGUUCCGGCUACGGCAAUACUCAAAACGGACCCAUGUCCGAACUGUCGCCUGCAGCUCAAACACUUAAACAUAUGGCCGAGCAGCACCAGCACAAGAACGCUAUGAAUAUGGGCUUCCCGCGCACUGGACCGCAAGGGCCACAAGGUCAACAGAGGCCACCCUUCUCGGAGUUUGGUCAGUUUCCGGGUAACGAUUUUAUAAACUCCCCAGUCGGUGGAACAGGUGGUCCGGUAGGUGGUAAUGGUACGGUCGGAACGGGUUCGCUACCGCUUAGUGGCGGUGCACCAGUAACCGGUACCGGUGGUGGUGCCGGCGGUCCAGGCAAUGGCCCUGUAACUGGCGGCCAGUUUCACAAGGCGAAUGUACCACCAUUCCCUGGCGCAGACUUGAUAAAACAGGAACUGUUUGCAUCGCAGAACGAUUUCGAUCUCAAACCCGCGCUAAACCGUUUGCAGUCUUCGAUGGGUCCGAACGGUCCUAAGAUAGGUCCGGUGCCUGGUGGGUUCGUCAAAACACCCAACCAACAGCAACCGGCUGCCCAACAGCAGCAGCAGCAGCAACAACAACAACAACAACAACAGCAACAAGCCCAGCAGCAACAAUAUUCUCCAUAUGGCUCGCCGGGAGGCAUACCGAAUCAUAGCGGAAGUCCUGGGCCAGGGUUUAUGCCUGGUCCGAGAGGAGCUGGCUCUGGACCUGGCAUCGGACCUAACCAAGGUCCAGCAGGAGGUCCCAACGUGGCUGGACCAGGUGGUCCUGGAGGUCCUGGUGGUGGAGGAGGCGGUGGAGGCGGAGGUGGUGGUGGUGGUGGAGGCGGUGGCGCAGGAAAUAAUAAUACGGGUGGUUCUGGCGGCAACGGUGCCACUAACAAUGGUAUGCCUCCUCGCGGCGGCGGUCCCCCUAAUGGAGGAUCGAUGCCUGGAGGACAAAACUCAACAAUGCUUCAGAUGAAACAAACGCAACAGUUGCACAUCAGUCAGCAGGGUCCGGGGGGUCAUGGUAUUCAGGUAAGCACCAACUGCGAAACUACUAUUGCUCGUCAGUCGAAAAGGAACAACAAAACUGUUCACACGGUUUCAGCUGGUCAGCAUCUCCAUCUUAGUGGCGAUCUGAAGUCGGGUGUAUCUGUUGCAGCACAACAAGGCGUUUUCUUUAGUCAACAACAAACUGCACAGCAGCAACAGCAACAGCAACAACAACAACAGCAGCAGCAGCAACAUCAACAGCAAUCGCAUGCCCAGCAUCAACAACAUCAUCAACAUCCACAACAUCAACAGCAUCAGCAGCAUACACAACAUCAGCAACACCAACCCCACCAACAGCACCAGCAACAUGGGCAACAUCCUCAACACCAACAACAUCACCCGCAGCAACAUCAACAACAUCCGCAGCAGCAUCCGCAUCAACAGCACCAGCAACAGCAUCAUGCACCGCAAGCCGGACCAAAGCAGCAAGCACAACAGCAGCAGAGCAAACCAUCUGGCCCCGGCAUGGGCAGCUUACCCGGGGGAAUGGUCGGCGGACAGGGAGGUGUCGGUAAUAACGGCGGACAGCAGCCGACAAUGCCAAACGGUUCCGGACAGGGCACCAAUGCGGGCAACGUUGGUGGAAACGGUCCUACCUUGGGAGGUGGCCACAGUUCCAACCAAAACCAUUCUCAAAAUCAAGUUCCCAAUUCUCAAGGAUCAUCCAUUGUUAGCGAGGCGCAAUAUACUGUUUCACAAUCGCAAACAAUCAACUUUACGCAGCAAACGUUACGAGCCAGGCAGCAACACCAGGUUAAUGCGAAUGUGGGCAUGUCGAACGGGGGUGGCGCUGGUGGAGGUCCCCAGCAUCAGCAGCAACAGCAGCCCGGAACCGGUAUGGGAGGACCAACGCAAAACCCACCUCAGCAGCAACAGCAGCAACCACAUUCGGGCGGACCACAAAGCGGUCCAGGAGGAGCUCCCGGGCAAGGUAGCGGAACGGUUCCCCCCGGCAUGGUUGGUGGUAUGGUCGGUCCUGGAGGCAUGGGUCCGGGUAAUCCGGGCGUCGUUGGAAUGGGACCGAACGCAAACGUUCCCAUGGGCAUGGGUGGGAUGGGUGGUGUUCCAAACGGUGGUGGCGCCAGUGGCAUUAGCGGCUUAAACUCGAUGGUAUCCAACUCGAUGGCCCCGGGUCCUGGCAGUGCUACGGCAGGUGGUGUGAACGGUGCAAUGGGAGGAAACAGUGGCGGAAUGAUGCAUGGCGCAAUGGGUGGUCCCGGUACGGGGACAGGCGGUCCCGGUAGUGGUGGUGGUGGCCCGGCAGGAGCAAUGCGACAUGCGGAACAGAUGAAGUUCUUACAACAACAGCAGCAGCAGCAGCAAAUGAUACGAGCCCAAGCGAUGCAGCAGCAGAUGGUGGCCGGAGCGCGACCACCGCCACCCGACUAUAAAGCAACGCAGCAAGCGAAUCCAGCAGCAGCAGCAGCAGCGGCAGCAAUGAUGCAACAGCAACAGGCACAACAGCAGCAGAUGCUGCACGCUGGCGGUCGUUUUCCGGCCAUGCGAAGAAUCACACAGCAACCGAUUCCACCGAGUGGACCGAUGAUGAGAGCCCAACAUGCGGCGUACAUGCAACAGCAGCAGCAGAUGGCUGCUGGCCAUGGUGGUCCGCGUGGUGCCGCUGGUGGAAUGGUCGGUGGUUUUGGUGCAAGUGGUGGAGUUGUACCUGGAGGACCGGGCGUUACCGGUGGUGGAAGUGGUGGUGCUGGAACGGGCGCCGGUCCUGUGAUGUCGGGACCGGUCGUACAGCGUCCGCCGAAUGUGCAGGUUGGACCGGAAGGCAUGCCGAUAGGUUCACAGCAAGCAGAGUGGCGUCAUAUGAUGGCUAUGCAGCAGCAGCAGCAAGUCAAUUUCGGUGGCACUAGUGGUGGAAGCAUGCGGCCUGGUUUUGGCGGUCCUGGCGGUGGUCCGAACGGUGGUCCAGGGCCGGUAACACGGAUAGAUUCUUCCGUUGGUCCUGGUGGCCCCAACGGUCCCGUUGGUGCUGGUGGGCCAAUUUCCGGUGGUGCUGGAGGUGGUGGAGCCGGUGGUGGCAAUGCAACAGUUCCUGGAAUGGGACCCAAUGGGCCCAACAAUGGUCCCGGUGGGCCGGCCGGCGCUAACAACAUGACGGCGAUGCAAAUGCAAAUGAUGCGUCAGCAAAAUCUUUCCAUGUACCAAGGACAAGCCAACAACAAUGGCGGUGGCCCGAUGAGCCAAAUGCAAAUGCUUCAGCACCAACAACUUCAGCAGCAGCAGCAGCAGCAAAAUAUGAUGAACCAAAUGCAGAUGAGCCAGAUCCAUAUGUCUCAAACGCAAACCAUGUCAAUACAACAGCAACAGCAACAAAAUCAACAAUCUGUGAUGAAUACCUUUACAACGCAAUCGACGCAACAGUCCACCACAACGACAAUGAUUAGCGGAGGUGGCGCCAGUACGGGCAAUUCAAUCGGUGGUCCGGGCAACAUGCUCACCGGUCCAGGAUCAGUUGCGACCGGUCCGAACAGCAAUAGCGGGAACAAUAGCAACAACGCGGGCAGCAACAACAAUAUGAACAACAACGGUCCCGGUAGCAACACCGGUAACAACAAUGGCAGCAGCAGCAGCAACAACAACAAUAAUAAUUCCUCCGAGUUCCUAGCAUUCCUGGAGAAUUUACCCGUCGGUGAUCCGAACCAGUUCAAUGCCCAGGAUCUACUCAACUCGCUCGACAAUGACAGCUUCAAUCUUCAGGACAUUCUGUAA